GGUCAAAUAUGUUUGGAUAUUUUCAAAGACAAUUGGAGCCCAGCUUUGACAAUUUCAAAAGUUUUACUUUCAAUAUGUUCCUUAUUGACUGACUGUAAUCCAGGUACGUAUCACUGAUCUCAUAAUAUGUUUGUUUGUGCACUCACUGAUCUCAUAAGAUAUUGGACUGAUGUGUGCACUUGCUGAUGUCAUAAGAUAAUGGACUGCUGUGUAUCUGCCCACUGAUCUAAUAUUUAUUAUUGAUCCCUAUAAGAAGCUGGACCAUUAUUUUUAUGUUUACACUCAGUGUAUAUAUCUUUUAAAGAAAUACUAGCCCACUAUGGCCAUUCACUUAUCUUUAAAAAACUAAAUGUUUUUUUUUAUUUACAAAUAAAACUGAAAUUUAAAAUUAUUUUUUUUAGAUGAUCCAUUGGUGGGCAGUGUUGCAACACAAUAUCAAAAUAACAGAGCCGAACACGACCGAAUAGCAAAAGAAUGGACUCAACGAUAUGCAACAUAA
Messenger RNA from Paramuricea clavata, 499 nucleotides. Lineage: Eukaryota; Metazoa; Cnidaria; Anthozoa; Malacalcyonacea; Plexauridae. The record is from the annotation of a GenBank genome assembly.